Messenger RNA from Neurospora tetraspora, 2078 nucleotides. RefSeq lists its product as uncharacterized. Gene Ontology annotation, molecular function: ceramide glucosyltransferase activity. Lineage: Eukaryota; Fungi; Ascomycota; Sordariomycetes; Sordariales; Sordariaceae. The coding region runs from base 177 to 1823 and encodes 548 amino acids. Gene Ontology annotation, cellular component: membrane. The transcript is spliced from 2 exons. Gene Ontology annotation, biological process: glucosylceramide biosynthetic process. The record is from RefSeq and is a predicted model, not a curated record.
UCUAACCACCCGAUAUCCCAAAAGGAUUUCUCUCCUUUCACACUUCCCUGCAUCACGUUCCUAAAACUGCCUGCUUAUUCUUGCGCCGCCGCGCAACGUCGCUCCUUUUUUCCCCUUCGGAUCACCAUCCUUUCCUACCUUCGAAUAGGUUCACUUAUACAGAGGGCUAUGUUCCAAUGUCUAUAAACAUUAUCCAAGGCGCGGCCUUGGUUUGUCUUGGCUGGAGCUGUGUUGUCUUUCUCCUCCAACUUGUUGGCAUCACCAAGCUUUACCGCAACCACACCUCACCUCUUCCUCCACCCGCAUCGCCUUCAUUGCCCGAAAAUGAGGUACCCCACGUUACCGUCAUCCGCCCCGUCAAGGGCGUAGAAGUUGGCCUGUACAAAUGCCUCGCCUCGACCUUCCGGCUCGCCUACCCCAAAUCCAAGCUCUCGAUCCGCCUCUGCGUCGAUUCUGAGAGCGAUCCCGCCUACCCCGUCCUCUGCCAGCUCGUGGCCGACUUCCCCUCCUUCGACGCGCAGGUUCUCGUCGAGGAAGAAGACCCGAUCCUCCACGGUCGUGCCGGCCACGUCAACAACCUAGGCCCGAACCCCAAGAUCCGCAACAUCAGCCGCGCAUACCGCGAAGCCAAGGGCGAUAUCAUCUGGAUUGUGGACUGCAAUGUUUGGGUGGCCAAGAACGCGGCAGGGAGGAUGGUCGACAAGCUCUUUGGCUUCCAGCCUACCAACGGCGGCGGCUGCGAUAGAACAACCCCCUACAAAUUCGUCCACCAGCUUCCUCUCGUGGUAGACCUAGACAACAACACCCCCUCCGGCGCCAGCCCCGUCGGCAAGUCCUCCUCGACCGAAGGACAAUCCCUCCUCCCUUCCACCGUCACACCCAACUCUACUACCCCAGAAAACCAAAGCCAAGGCCUCCUCGCCCACGGCGGCCGCCUCGAAGAAAUGUUCAUGUCCACCACCCACGCCAAAUUCUACGGCGCCAUCAACGCCGUCGGCCUGGCCCCCUGCAUCGUCGGCAAGUCCAACAUGUUCCGCAAAUCACACCUCGACGCCUUCACCACCGUCUCCUCCAACCCUCUACUCCGCUCCUCCGACUCGACCCGUGGCACCGGCAUCGAUUUCUUUUCGAGCUACAUCUGCGAAGACCACCUAAUCGGCGACUUAAUCUGGCGCUCUUCUUCGCCCGGCUAUAAAAACCACGGCCUAGUCUUCGGCGAGGUCGCCGUCCAGCCUAUGGCGGGGAUGUCCGUCGCCGCGUACAUCGCCAGGCGCGUGCGCUGGCUGCGCGUGAGGAAGUGGACGGUUUUGGCUGCGACGCUGGUGGAACCGGGCGUGGAGAGUUUGGUGUGUUGUGCGUAUUUUGCGUUCGCGGUAACUACGCUGCCGUGGUUCAACGGAGUGUUUGGCGUGCCGCAGACGUGGAGCGCCAUGGCUUGCUUGUGGUUGGGAAGUGUGACGAUUUGGAUGUCGAUCGAUCGGUGGUUGACUAGCAAGCUGUUCCGGCUGCAGAGUUUGGAUGUGGAUGAGGACACGCCCUUUUUUGCCAGGGGCACUGCGAGACAGGGAGGGACGGCACAGAGGCCGUUUAGGGAGUGGUUGGCUGCUUGGUUGGGGAGGGAGUUGCUGGCGCUGCCUAUUUGGACCAGGGCCGUGUUGCUGGGUACGACGGUUAGGUGGAGGGGGAGGCAAUUUAAGGUUAGGAUGGAUAUGAGUGUGGUGGAGGUGGAGGAUAGGAAGAGCCGGGCUGCUGAUGUUGCCGGUGGGAGCAAGCCUAGACCGAGGGUGGCUGGGUCGCCGGAUAGCAAAGAUCGUGUGGAUUGAAUGAGUGUGGGGGGUUGAGAGACCCAUAAGGGAAAAGCGAAUAAUGAAAUGAGACUUUAUGCCAUGAUACCUACAUAGAUAGAAACAUAGACUACCCGUACUUGGACGCUUGACAUCCCUUGUCGAUGCGGUAAUAACAACCUAAUCAUACCCUCUGUAUAUAAGGAAUGAUCUCGAAAGUUGUCCAGUUUGUACGUGAUGUUGAGUUUCUCGUUAUCGUCCCGCGUAGAAUCAAAUGAAUGGAUCUUGCUUUCG